Molecule: messenger RNA, 2201 nt
Organism: Diospyros lotus (date-plum)
Lineage: Eukaryota; Viridiplantae; Streptophyta; Magnoliopsida; Ericales; Ebenaceae
Product: polyprenol reductase 2-like
Exons: 7
Coding region: 415-1431 (338 amino acids)
Biological process (GO): dolichol-linked oligosaccharide biosynthetic process; polyprenol catabolic process
Cellular component (GO): endoplasmic reticulum
Molecular function (GO): 3-oxo-5-alpha-steroid 4-dehydrogenase activity
Source: RefSeq, a predicted model, not a curated record
UUUCGGGGUCCCUCAUCCGUCGCCGCUCAUCUUCCUCGUUCCGUUCGCCCUGUCAUCUCCUGCUUCACAGCCUCACAUCAUCUCCGGCGUCCACAUCUCCGUCUUCUUUGCUGCUGCUGCUCGCUGGCGUCGCAACUCAGAUAUGAGAGUUCGCCUACGUGUCCUGCCUUUUGCCGCUAAGGGUUGAUUCAUUGAGCGCCCGACAAUUGGAAUUUGUGGAUUCUCCUCUCUUUCCUCACACCUCAGGCUUGGCAUCCUCCAAGCUUGAACUAUGAAUUAGCAGUAAAUUUUUUAUGGUUUAGUCACUUCCCACAAUCUUUACACCUAACACUUGAAGCGUAACAGAGAGUUGAAGCCAAAAGAGUGGUUCCGGGGAGGCUUACAGGACGUAGUUCUGCUUUGUGAAGAGUGAUAAUGGAGAUUGGGCUUGCCGAAUUGUUGAGAGUGGCAUGGAUCGCUGGGACCUUGCCUUUACUCGUCGCCUCCAUGCCCUUUUCGCAGCUUAAUUAUUUCCAUCAAUUUUUGUCAGGGUUUGCCAAGAGAGGCAAGACAAUGCAAUCAUCUGCACAUAAGUUCACUUUACCUCAGAAAUUCUUCUACCACUUCUAUGCUUUGGCUGUGGUGUGGACAACGUUCUUGCUUGCAGUCACUUGGUUUUAUGCUUAUAAAAUGGCCCCACUAGUCUCCGAGCCAUUGCAGUAUUCUACUCUGACAAGCUACUUGGCUGGGAGUUCGCAUACAUUAUUCUUUCAUGAAUCUAGCCCGCCUGCAGUGAAGCAGAGAUACAGGAUGUGGAGCUCUGUGUUUCUUCUUUCGUUAAUGGAAUUUCAAGUGUUGAGACGCCUUAUUGAGUCGAUAUAUGUGUUUAAGUACAACCCUUCAGCCCGGAUGCAUAUUUUUGGCUACCUUACUGGGCUAUUUUUCUAUAUAGCUGCGCCACUAUCCCUUUGCUGUGCAUUUUUACCAGAGGCCUUUGUACUUGCCAUGAAUCAAAUGGCAGACUUUCUUGUUAAAGGAAAGAAUCAGAUUCCAGACACAGAAUUUGAUUGGUGGGGAUUUGUGAGCCCUUUCCUGAGACUUAAAUGGUACUCAUGGAGUGGGAUGGCUAUAGUUUUUUGGGGUUGGACACAUCAAUGGAAUUGUCAUGCAAUUCUUGCCUCAUUGAGGGAUGACCCAGAACAAGUGGAUGCUUAUGUAAUUCCUCAUGGUGAUUGGUUUGACUAUGUUUCAUCUCCACACUACCUGGCUGAGAUUGUUAUUUAUGCUGGUCUUGUAGUUGCCAGUGGCGGUUCAGACUUGACAAUCUGGCUACUCUUUCUCUUUGUGGUGGCAAAUCUUGUAUUUGCAGCAGCAGAGACACAGAGGUGGUAUCUACAUAAAUUUGACCAUUACCCUCGAGACCGGUUUGCUAUUAUUCCUUUUGUUUAUUAGUGUUUUUUGUACACAGUAUCGGCUAAGGUUUAGACAUGUUGAAUUGUUUGGCAUUGUUGUCAAUCAGUUUGUGUUCAAGUUGGAGAAGCUUGUUUGUAUUUUAGUUCAUAAGAAAUUUGAAAGCCCGAGUUUGAAAGGGAAAGCUACAAAUCCAAAUAGUGAGAAAGACUGGGUGGAAGAAGGAUGCUAAUACUAAAACUUGGUCUCUUCCAGAGGGUACAUUUCCGAACAUGGCAAGAAGAAAGCCAUAGAUAUUGAGAACCAAGUCUUCUCCAAUAUCAUUUGACCAUUUUAUUCUCUUCUAUCCUUAUAUGGGCAGGAUGUAGCCUUGACCUAAGUCGACAUCAACCCACUCUCGAACUUUGCAGUGAGCAAAGCUAAUUUGGUGAAGAGACAAGUAAUCAUCUUAAUUGAUGUUGUUUUCAAAACCCUGGUUAAAUGGCAAGGAGGGGAACAACGGCUGAAACGGCUGCCAAUAGGCUAAGGAUCGAAAGGAGGAAUUCGCUUGGGAUGGGCUCGUGUCUAAUUAGCUCCUUGGUGAGGCAAUAACUUUACUAAAGCUAAAACCCGACAGAGCAAUGGUGCCUUGAGACAUGGAUGGCGAAGAGGAAGAGGUAGGAAAGUGGGAAGCAAUAAUUAGUACGACAGCUGUGGCCGUCCUUUCCCAGCUUUUUUUAUUUUUUUAUGUUAAUUUUUAUUAUUUUAUUUUAGUUAAAAAACUAUGUCAUUUUGACAUAAAAGUAAAUGAAGUUAAUUUUAAAAUUAUUGGA